CCUAUCAAAGCUUCGGUUUCGGCCAAGACCAGUACCUUGUUAAUUGAUCAAGUAAGCAUCAACCCGAUGGGCAAUCCAACCAAUGUCCAACUAAUGUUCAACGACUGUCCAACGACGUCCAACUUCACAUUACUUCACGUCCUCACCACUCUAUCCUUCCGCCGUUAUAUUCCCCCAUAAAUAUGCCCCCAAACCCUAGUCAAAAGGGUACCGGCAAGAAGAAUGCUGGUGCCAUCGGAAAACGUAGUCGAAAUACGACACCUAUGUCUAGCCUGCCGUCCAACGCGAGCAUCCCACCUGUUGAUACUAUAGAAACCGAAUUCUUAGACCUUAGAUUAGACUCAGUCCGUACUAUAACCUACGAUGACCUAAUUGAUACCACCACCUCGAAUGCCGUCAUCCCCGAUUCAAAGAGCCUCGAUGGCCUAAUUACGCGACUAGGAAAGCUCAAUGAAAUAGUUGAACGCCGAGGAACAUGGUGCGAUAAAGGAAUGCGACUUGUCGCUGCCCAGAGAAAGAUACAUUAUGACGAGAUGGCUUCUGCUGGCAGAAGAGAUGAUGCGCGUAGAGAAGGCGAUGAUGAUUCGGAAAGAAGAGCAAAUAAGAAGAAGAGAAGAGGCAAUGACAGUCUUGCCCCUGGAGAUGCGCAUACUGAACGCUCAUCUCCCCUACGCGGCUCCAGUAAAUCGAGAAAACACUCCCGAGACAACGAUUCGGCUAGCUCUUCACUCUCACCCGUCGCACCCGCAACACCCGGCGCAAUGGAGGUAGACGAGAAAGCAAAGCUCGACAACAAAGUCGAAGAUGAUUCCGAUUCCGAGGAUGAAGGCGCUCCACCCCGCCGAGAGGCACCUCAAUUCCAAACAUUCGGCGAAGAUCCGUCGACCUUCCCAGACCCUACGGUUUAUGAGAUCCGUCCAGCGACACCUGGAAUGACUAUCGACGAGUUGAAGGAGUUGUAUUCCGUUGCUGUCUUCCCCAAGUCCGACCUCGCCGACAUGAUUGCGGGCGACCCGCCCGAUAAAGACUUCAGCAGCGCCAAGCCCUCGAACCAGAUCAGCUUUAGCACCUUCUCGACCUACAUCGAGCCGUACUUCCGUCCGUAUAUCGAAGAAGACCUAGCUUUCCUACGAGAGCGUGGUGACCGACUUACACCUUUUGUCAUGCCCAAACGAGGCAAAAGACAUUAUAGUGAGAUAUGGGCAGAAGAGGACGGCGCUAUGGCAAUUGAUUCGGGUACACCGGGAAGGGAUAAGCUCGCCCCUAAUCAAGCGCGUGGCACUAUCGACAAUAUGGACGACGAUGUCGCAGAGAGCGACAAGUUAUCGGUCGGUCCCGUCUUGUCACGACUGCUACAGGCUAUGCGUCCCGAAGCUCGCGUGCAGUCGACUGAAGAUAAGCCGAUGACGAAUGGAGUUAAUGGAGACGUCGAGAUGAAGGAAGAGACUAAUGGUGAUUCCAAUUCGGGCAUAGCAGGUGAAGAGAGUAAGAGCGUACCACCAGCCACCUUUAUGACCGAAUCGUCAACCGAAGCCUGGAAGAAAGCCACGCACCCAAAGUUAGACUACUCGCAAGUAGACGAACGCAUCAAGCUAGAACUUCGCAAUAUCGGUUUCCUUCCGCUGGAAGGUUUCGACGGUGACUACGAUGGACACUAUGAUGAUGAAGUCGCCGCCCGCCUGCGCCUCCUGCAAGAUCGUUUACGCGAACAGAUGCUUAUCAACGGUGCGCGCAAGGCCCGAUUGACCGAAUUAGUCAAAGAAAGGAUGGCCCAUCAAGAAUAUACUACCAUCCUCGAGGAUCUCGACACGCAAGUCCAGGGAGCGUAUCUUAAGCGGACGCGCACGAUGGGUAAGAGUAAGAAAGCGAAGCGACCGGGUGGUGCUGGCGGCGGCAGUCAUCCGGCUGGAGGCUCCGGGACGGGUAUGGCUCGACCAGGUAUCGGCGACGUAACUAAGACUCUAAUGGAACGCCGAAAACGAUGGAUCGACGCUGUUGGCCCGGUGUUUAGUGACCCUGCUCUUGGCAAGGUUCCGCGUUCGUCGAAUCCCGGUAGUACGAUCUUCAAACCGGAGAUGAUGGCUGAUUUCAUGAAGAAGGAGCGGCAGGCUUGGGACGAAGAGGUUGAGGAUGAAUAACUAGACAUUAUCUAUUCUUUAUAGUUUCCUUCGAGGCGCUCGGUGGGUUUACUUGUACCUUAUGAUACCAAAUUGGCGUUUAGGGGUAAGCAAGGAGUUUGUGAGGAUCGAUUUCGGAGAAAUGCGAUGUUUAUGUGCUGUGGAAUUUCUACCUUAUCAAUUUCUACCGAUGCGAUAGGUUACUAGCCUGAGUUGGAAGUUUGGUAGAUGAGAAUUGCAUAGGUGCAAGACUUAAUUUUGAAUCAAUACCCUCCUGGUUCUUUAUAUCACCUCCGUUUGCUACCUAAGGUAGCAUAACUUGCUUCGUGUUCUUAGGUCUUGUAGGUUAACUGAUGUUACAUUUUCAAGAUACUAUUCUCCUUUUACUCCUACUAUACUCAUCCAUAUAAUAACUAUAACUAGUAUUUGUUCUAAG
This is a messenger RNA of Daldinia loculata, 2553 nucleotides long. RefSeq names its product histone acetyltransferases subunit 3-domain-containing protein. The transcript has 2 exons. Lineage: Eukaryota; Fungi; Ascomycota; Sordariomycetes; Xylariales; Hypoxylaceae. Gene Ontology annotation, molecular function: transcription coactivator activity. Bases 183 to 2138 code for a protein of 651 amino acids. The record is from RefSeq and is a predicted model, not a curated record. Gene Ontology annotation, biological process: regulation of transcription by RNA polymerase II. Gene Ontology annotation, cellular component: SAGA complex.